AUGCUGAUCUGCGCGCUCCAAUGGGGGAGCCUGCAUCCGGCGCACGCAUUGGAGACGGCUUUUUUAGAAUUUUUUGCUAACUUUCUAGCCGGCUCUGACCUCGUAACACCGCCGUACGCGUUUAUCAUUCACGUGUACCCGAGUCCUGGCGUUCCUCCUUCCCUUGUCUUCGCACUCGCUCGAGUAUUGAUCUGCAUCAAGUCUUACUGCAGCCCACCAAUGGAUCAAACCAUGUAUUUCGACGUUCAAGUUAGCCCAGAUAGAAAAUCAAACAUCGAGUUACCGCUGCACGGUCAUCUAUGGGUUUCCACAUUGUUCCCAUUUCAUGGUACUGUCAGCCUUCUGGGCUUUUCCAAUCACUGCCGCUUCUUCUUCCUUCCUUUCUUCAAUCUAGGCAAGCUUCCUUGCUACAUGGGAUUUUUCCUCUAUCAGCUGUCUGAGCUCAGAUACGCUCAAGCUUUACUAGUCCCUCCCCUCGCUCUUUGUUCGUUCUUCAAGAUAGGGGACAGCAUCGUGAAGCUGCAAGCUGUUCGGCAAAUGGUAUCAGUCACCAGGACAUUUACGAAUCAUAAUCUCUUUGUGCGAAUGUGGUCGCCGUACAAUCACGUGGGAUUCCUGCUCUAUCAGCUGUCUGGGCUCAGAUACGUUACUCCGAGGUCGCCCCGAUCGAUGCCAAUGUUAAUGGGUGUAUAUCACAAGUACAGACCCGACGCACGAUUCUACGAUCACUGUAGCUUCAUUCUUUGCACUCAGACAGAUGAUAAUAAGGCAUACUACUCUCAAACAUGGGCCAGCAGACAAUCACUCGAGAGGAUGCAUAGACUUUCGGGUGAUCAUCUGCUGAUCCCGGAGCGACUUGGAUCGAAAGAAUUGGUGGACAUUCACAUGGGUGAAACGCUACCGCAGUGCGACUCUGAUCAAAUGCCAUACAUAUUCGUAAUAGAGGUGCACGCUCGAGCCAUUAUUGUUGCCGACGACAUGACCAUCUGA
This is a messenger RNA of Suillus subalutaceus, 990 nucleotides long. RefSeq lists its product as uncharacterized. The record is from RefSeq and is a predicted model, not a curated record. Bases 1 to 990 code for a protein of 329 amino acids. Lineage: Eukaryota; Fungi; Basidiomycota; Agaricomycetes; Boletales; Suillaceae. The transcript is spliced from 10 exons.